GGCCGUAAUACGGUUCAAGAUCGGGGGCUGCGCAGCUCCGAUUUUCGACGCACAGCCAGCUGCAGUCUCAGAUAGCAUAAAUAUGCUCAACGGCCAUCAUUGCGUUUCCAUACCGCGCUGAAUCUCGGUUGUGUUCUGGUUUAUAGAGCAGGAUGAUUGAAUUGGCUGACCGAGCUAUACUGACACUUCGUAAUAUUACCGAUACUCUAGAGGAAUGUCGUGAUCACCACAUGUCUCUCCAUUAUCCCUUCGCAUCUCCUAUGAAAUCCAAGUUGAUCUUCGAUCUCGCGCCACUUUCCAGUGGAAACCGUACCAUUCUGUCAAGCUCUGGUGAUAGCCUACUCGAACGUGUUGACGCACAUCGUUCUACAAGUCCAAUUCACCGAUUGAUGGACUGUAACUGGCAAGAGGUGUCAGACCUCUCGCCAGACCUUGCUUGCAAAGAUCUGUGUUGCGCGGAUGACUUACAUCCUCUUAGUCACUCGUCGCCGAAGACCACGCACCUCGAGCUGACAAGGUAUGACAGUGAGUUCAGAGCAUACAGUUUGAUGGGCUUGUUCUGUCAGGGAGUAGAGAUAAAAUAUGAAUACAGCCGACCCGCACGCGAGCCACUAGCAGAAAUAUGGCAAUCACCAAACAUUGCAGGAAAAAUCACCCGCCGCCGCCGCCGCCGCCGCACGGUGCUUGUCCCAUUCUUAACGUCCGUUUUGCAGAAGGACCCCAGAGUGGAGAUGAGCUGCAAAUACCGCCGACCCGCACGCAAGCGAUACGUUGUAAGAAAUAUCACCUGCCGCCGCGUACGCUCUCUCGCAGUAAGGAAGGACCUCUUCUGUGAUCCAAGAGUAGAGAGGUAUCGAGUAAAAUUAACCACCAACUGAAUUGCAAACACCGCGGACCUGCACACAAGCCAUAAAGAUGGCAAUCAACAUACAUUCCAGGAAAAAUCACCCGCCACCACAUUGCGGACGCCCAAUCCGCUUAAUAAAGCCAACACAACGGAAAAACCAACAGGGCAGAUUCCAGAACUUUUCAUAGUCCAAC
Molecule: messenger RNA, 1041 nt
Organism: Suillus paluster
Lineage: Eukaryota; Fungi; Basidiomycota; Agaricomycetes; Boletales; Suillaceae
Exons: 5
Coding region: 153-878 (241 amino acids)
Source: RefSeq, a predicted model, not a curated record